CCCAUCAUACAGCACACGAUACGAUGACCAAGGAUGGUUAAGUACGAAACGCCACAGCCUCCAAAAGUUUAAAAGCCCCUUGAUUUGUUUUGAUCCGCAACGCACCAACAAACCUGACACGAUGUGAUUUCUUUAAAGCUUUUUAGCCAACAAACGAGCCAAGGACCGGGCAACAACAGCUGCUAAUCAGCCGCUGACACCAUAAUUACUAGGGGGAUGCUCUCUUGCCUUCGUCCUCCGCUGCCUCGUUCCUGCUCCUCCUUACUCUACCUGACCAGCUCCCCAGCCGGGACAGAGUCCACGACGACGACGACCUUUCUUUCCCCCUUGUGCCUCUCUCCGGAUCCUAGCUCUCUUGCUCGCUCGAUCGACUCCCUCGUCGCCCAGUCCAGCCCCCGGAAAAAAAUCAGAUCGACCGAGUCGCCGUGAAGCCACCGCGGAGAGAGAGCACACAGCGAGCGAGCGCGGGCGGCAUGAAGUCUAUGGGCACCCGCGACAAGCUCGCGGCGGCGUCGGGCCACCGCCGCGUCCUCUUCGUCGUCUUCGCCUCCUGCUUCGCCUUCGCCACCUUCCUCACCUUCCUCUACACCACCUCCAACUUCGCGACCGCGCCCGGCUCUGCCUCCGCAUCCACAGCGAGCUCAACCACCACCACCUCCUCCGGCUCCAGCGGCGGCGGUGGCCAAGCCGGGCUUCCGCUGCCGGUGUUCGAGGCGCUGGUCCACUUCGCGUCGAUCUCGAACGCGACGCACCGGAUGUCGGACACGGACAUCCGCGCCAUCUCCGCGGUCCUCCGCGCGCGCGCGCCCUGCAACCUGCUGGUGUUCGGGCUGGGCGCGGAGUCCCCUCUCUGGCUAGCUCUCAACCACGGCGGGCGGACGGUGUUCCUGGAGGAGAACGAGUUCUACGUCAAGUACCUGGAGCCGCGUCACCCGGGGAUGGAAGCCUACGACGUGUCCUACACCACCAAGGUGCGGGACUUCCGUGACCUGCUGGCGGCGGCGCGGGCGUCGCGGCGGAAGGAGUGCCGCCCCAUCCAGAACCUGCUCUUCUCCGAGUGCCGCCUCGCCAUCAACGACCUACCCAACGACCUCUACGACGUGCCCUGGGACAUGGUCCUCAUCGACGGACCCUCCGGGUGGAACCCCAACUCGCCCGGCCGGAUGCCGUCCAUCUUCACCACCGCCGUGCUGGCGCGGUCCGGCGCCACGGCAGCCAAGGGCCGACCCACCGACGUGCUGGUCCACGACUUCCAGUUCGAGGUGGAGCAGGUGCUCAGCAGGGAGUUUCUGUGCGACGAGAACCGCGUCGCCGGCAGCGGCACCCCGUCGCUCGGCCACUUCGUCAUCCCCGGUGCCGGGGCCGGAGCUGGCGACGCCUUCUGCGCCGGACAGGAGGACGGCGGCUCGUCGGAGGAGUCGGGGGAGAAGACGCGCCGCCGCCGCCGCCGCAAGUAAAAUUUACUUGUCAGUCAAAGGCAUUAGCCGACAGCCACGGAGUCGCCCUUCUUGGCUUGGCUAGCUAAUCUUCACCGCUCCUCCUCACUCAGCUGUUAAUUUUUUUUUUGGGUAUUUUUUUCUUGCAUAUAUAUAUUUGUUGUUUUGUUUCUGGGGGUAAGAACUGUAAGAACAACCCUGGUAAUACGAUUUCACCACACACACAAAAAAAAGGAAAAGAGGAGAAGUGAUGUAACAACAACCCUGAAAAUAUAUAUACUAGCUCCUAGCUUUACACAUCGGUUCACAUUACACUGACAGGAGAAAAGGAUGUGAUCAUGCAAUGACAAAUCCGACGGUUUGUAGGAACGAUUUGGUAGCUGCUUGCUGGUGGUGGUGGUGGCGGUGAGACGGCGAUUGCCGAGCGGGAUGCCGGGAUCCAGGUCCAGGAUGAACGAAGGAACAAGGAACAACGGAGUGUGUGGUGCAGUGCAGUGGUGGUGGUUGGAUCUCGUCUCAGUACAGUGGCAUUUCUUUUUUUUUUUA
This is a messenger RNA of Sorghum bicolor (sorghum), 1982 nucleotides long. Its product is annotated as protein IRX15-LIKE. The record is from RefSeq and is a predicted model, not a curated record. The coding region runs from base 474 to 1457 and encodes 327 amino acids. Gene Ontology annotation, biological process: xylan biosynthetic process. The transcript has a single exon. NCBI's taxonomy places the organism in Eukaryota, Viridiplantae, Streptophyta, Magnoliopsida, Poales, Poaceae.